AUGGCGGAGUCGGAGUCUGAAAACCGACCUCAACAGCAGCAGCAACAACCACUAGCGUCCGAGUCUCUUCCUACGGCCUCAGAAUGGCAAACCCCUGGACCUCGCGCAUCACGUCUCAUUCAGGUCUUUGAUCAAGCACUGGCGCGGACUCUUCGUGCGAACUCCUAUUCCAAUUUUGCGAGCUGCUUCCCUACGCCUGCGCGCCAUGUGCCGGCCAGUUUAGAAAGCGUGUGGAGACAAUUGAAUGCAAAGUUGGAGGAGAGUGCUAGAGCUGAAUUUGAGGAGAUAAUCGUCGAAAGAGAAGCAGUACAACAUCUCAAUGAAUUGGAUCGCUUGGUCACCGAAGCGAGAGCUCGGAAGGUGAAGGAAAGCGAGAAUGGGAAUGGUACACAACCAGUGGAUCCCCCGCAUACACUUGGGGCAGACGAUCUUUACAAUGCCCACCUGACGCCUUAUCUUCAAGAAGCACAGUCUACGCUAAACAAAACGCUCGAGUCGACGCACGCCCAGAAUGCAGAGCUUGCGCAAACUGUGCAAGCACAGAGAUUAGAGAUCGAGAAGCUCCUUUCUCACCUUGAAACGGUUGUUACGGAUAUCGACGGCGCCGCGAGCGCAGCCACGCAAUUCAGUAAAGAGCAUCAUAUUCGCCAGGAUGCUGUCCAAAUGGACGAGGAGGUCAAUACCCAGCCAAGCGUUUAA
Molecule: messenger RNA, 699 nt
Organism: Penicillium angulare
Lineage: Eukaryota; Fungi; Ascomycota; Eurotiomycetes; Eurotiales; Aspergillaceae
Product: PMF1/NNF1 family protein
Exons: 2
Coding region: 1-699 (232 amino acids)
Biological process (GO): chromosome segregation
Cellular component (GO): MIS12/MIND type complex
Source: RefSeq, a predicted model, not a curated record